CCAUUCAUUCUUUCGCCUCCGGGUUUGUGCUAUUUGAUUUUGCGUUAUUGCAGGGACGAGGAUACACCUUCUACCUUCCUUUUUGUCUAAUUUUGCUUCAAACAACCAUAUUCGGAUUGUUCUACUCGAACGAAAACAGCAAUUGCAUGAGCACAGCACAACCGAUUAUUCGCUUUCCUCACCCCCUCGAGACCAUGUCUGGUCCUCCUGACGCCAACGCGAACGCAAACAGCGGUACCGGCAACUCGCGCCCCAGACACAGACGUGGUCGUGGCAACCGCGCCCAUCGACACAACAACCAACAAACCCAAGCACCGUCAUCUCAGACCCCGGACGCCCAACCGCAAGCAUCGCAACCGUCUCCAUCGGCGAACGGUGAAAAUUCGACAGCGAAUAACCCCGAUGCAGCUCCCCGUCAACGGAGGGGUCCGAGAGGUGGGGGUAGAGGGGCAGGUCGAGGUGGACCCCGUUCGGAUAGUGGUGGUGGUCGACGACGACAUGGAAGGGGAGGUGGUGAUGCGAUACAAAAACCUAGGCGGGUUGGAAUUGGUGGACGGACGUUUGAGGGACGAUUGACGAGACCUGAGGGGGGUGCGGAGGAUGCGGAGGAUGCGGAUAAUAAUGAAGGAUUGAGGGCUAAUGCGCCUACUUUCGUGCCUGGAGCACCGCCGAAUGGUGAAGGACCGUCGACCCCGAGAGAUUACGAAUCGAAAGGGAAAUCGAAAGCGAAGAGCAACCCUCCGCCGCCGCGACCGAAGGUCACUACGAAGUCUGUUGCACCUGAUAUCGCCACCCGGAUUCACGAAGAUAUACUUCACAACCUUUACGAAUGUCCGAUCUGUACCAGUGAAUUGGGUCGGAGAUCGCGCGUUUGGUCGUGUGGACUUUGCUGGACGGUUUUCCACUUGAGUUGUGUUAAGAAGUGGUCGAAGAAUGAAGGCUCAGCGGCACAAGAUGCUGUGCGUCGACAACAAGAGGAGUCUACCGGGGAGAUCGACACACCUCGCGCUUGGCGCUGUCCCGGUUGCAACCUUGCUCAGGAGGUGUUUCCUUCGUCUUACUCGUGUUGGUGUGAGAAAGAAGUCGAUCCGCGUUCACUACCCGGUUUACCUCCGCAUUCAUGUGGGCAGACCUGCUCGCGCGCUCGUAAGGGAUGUCCACACCCUUGCGAUUCGAUUUGCCACGCCGGUCCCUGUGCACCAUGUACGGCUAUGGGCCCAACGCAAGAUUGUUUCUGUGGAAGGAACUCGUCUACGAAGCGUUGCCAGGAUACCGACUACGAAAAGGGGUGGAGCUGUGGUGAGAUUUGCGGCGAUCUACUGCCCUGCGGAGAGCAUACUUGUUCGAGACCGUGCCACGAAGGUCUUUGCGGUGCUUGCGAUGUCAAGGUGGAGGCACGUUGCUAUUGUGGAGAUGUGCAGACCGAGAUGCUGUGCAGUGCUAGAGAUGAAGAGAUGGAGAGCGAGAAGCUACGUGACGAUUCUGGUGAAGUUGAAAGUUGGGAAGGCUGCUUCAGUUGUGGAGAACUCUGCAGCCGUCCUUUCGACUGUGGUGUUCACUUCUGCCAGAAAAGUUGUCAUCCGCAAGAUUCGCAACCCGCACAUUGCCCAAAGUCACCUGACGUCGUACUUGACUGUCCUUGUGGAAAGACGCCGUUGACGGAUAUACCUGGAUAUUCCCCGCGAACGACCUGCGAGGACCCCAUUCCCCGUUGUCGUGAAGCGUGUGGUAAACCUUUGCCAUGUGGACAUCCAUGUGAGAAACUUUGCCACACCGGUCCAUGUGGUGUUUGUAUGCUCCGGGUUCCGAUUUCGUGUCGCUGUGGUCGUAAUACCAUGAUGACUGUUUGUCAUCAAGGCACUGUCGAACAACCGCAGUGUUUCCGCCAAUGCAAAGCAGGCUUGCACUGUGGUCGACACUCGUGUGCUGAGCGGUGCUGUCCUGGAGAGCAGAAGGCCCUUGAGCGACAGGCCAUGCGACGGAAGCUGAGGUCGCAUCUCCGUCCAAGCGACGAGGACGUGGAAGCAGAGCAUAUCUGUACACGAGUGUGUGGUCGGACGCUGAAAUGCGGAAGACACACGUGUCCGGAGAUCUGUCACAAGGGGCCGUGUAACACCUGUAGGGAGGCGAUUUUUGAAGAGAUCCCGUGUAACUGCGGGCGAUCUAUCUUGCACCCGCCAUUGCCCUGUGGAACGCAGCCUCCAUCGUGCUCGUUGCCGUGCGAACGGUCCAAACCCUGCGGCCAUCCCCAGACACAGCACAACUGUCACACAGAUGACGAAAACUGCCCUAAGUGUCCAUUCUUGACCGAGAAGAUGUGUCUAUGCGGCAAGCGGACGAUGAAGAAUCAGCCUUGCUGGUUGGUGGAUGUUCGAUGUGGUCAGAUUUGCAACGAACCGCUCAAGUGCGGCUCGCAUUCGUGCAAGAAAAACUGCCAUCGACCUGGCGACUGCGAGGAUUCAACUCGACCUUGUCAGCAGGCAUGUGGGAAGCGCAAGACGCUGUGUGGUCAUCCAUGCACAGAUGCUUGCCAUGCUCCUUUCGCUUGUCCGGAGAAGACGCCCUGCUCGGCUACGGUCACGGUAACAUGUGGCUGUGGUCGACUCCGCCAGGAGCGACGCUGCAAUGCAGCCAAGGCAGUGGCUUCUAAGGGACAGGUACAGCAACCACAACGACUGCCUGCAUUGACACCAUUGACUUGCGAUGAGGAAUGUUCACGUCUGGAGCGAAAUCGGUCUCUAGCAUCCGCGCUAGGAGUCGAAAUCAACCAAUCUACCACCCUCGCCCAAAAUGCUCUUCCGUACUCCUCCGAAACUCUCGACAUGUACAUCCAACUUUCGUCUUCGGCGCCGCUAGCUACCCUCCAGACCUACGAGUCUACUCUACACUCUCUAGCAGCAUCAAUCAACUCCACAAACCGUUCUGUCCGCUUCCAACCCGCCAAGCCCUCUCUCAGGGCAUUCACCCACUCCCUCGCAACGGACUGGGGAUUUGCCACGGAGAGCUUCGACCCAGAGCCACACAGGCACGUUUUCGUUCUGAAACCGGCGUCGUGGAAUCCUCCCGUCUUCGGAUUCGGUAAUGGAUCAGUCAUCGGUAUCGGUGGCAUGAGCGUUGGUGAAUGCGUUAAGCUUCGCGAACGACAGCGGCUAAAAGAGCGCGAGGCACAGCGUGUCGCAGCUGCAGAGGUGAAGGCAUCGCGCGAAGCUGCCAAGGCACAAACUCAAGGCAGCGUGGAUGGCGGUGGUUGGGCACAGGUAGCUGCUUCACGGAAGAGUAAUCCCGGCGGUUCGCCGUCUACUCUGAGUCCGAAGACGACGUUUUCGUCGGGGUCAUAUGCUGCGCUUGCCGGUGGUGAUUUUGGUGCUGGUGCUGGUGCAAGUGCGGGUGCGAAGAAGGAACGACUCGUUUUGCGCUCUGGUGUUGGUACUGGGAAGCAGUUGCAGAGUAAGGUUCAAGAACCUGUUGCGGAUAGCUGGGAAGAAGAGGAGGAGAAGGAGGAAAAGCAGGAGAGGAAACUCGAGGGUGUGGAUGGCGUGGAUGGAGCGGAUUGUGCUGACAGUGGCCAUGCCAAUGACGCUCAAACGCAAGAACCAGAAGUUGAUGCCAAGGGGCAGGAGAGGAAACUCGAAGGUCCAGGAGCUGACGGUGAUGGUCAUGCUGAGGAGCACAAGGAUAAUGGCGAUGUUGAGGUUGGAGUUGCGGCUUCAUGAAGUUGAACUGGGAGUCUUUCGUUAUGAUAAUAGAUGAUUGAAUUGCAUGCUAGCAUUAGCGAGGUGUUGUUCUGCUUGCAAGCAUGGCAUGGUAUGCAUAGUUCGGAUAGAAAAAGUUACGUUGAUUCUGCACUCGUUCCUGUGGGAAGUACUCCGUACCGUGUAGCUGCUGAUCCAAGAGACUACCUAGUGGGAUACGGGACAUGCAGCGAUCAGGUCACGAGGUCAGUGAGGCUACAAACACCUACCCCUUAUGCCUAUGCUUUGUUAACCCCGAGCAUGUCUCAUCCUGCUCUGCACAUCCCCGAGGCAGCAGUAUUCCGAGCUGCAAAUCAUCACAUCUGCGCUCAUUUCUGUACAAACAUGAUAUGAUGCGCAGCAGAUCUCAGCCCGCCCAGCCCAGUUGGACAAGCAAGGCAAGACAGAUGGGAUGCGAGCU
Aspergillus glaucus CBS 516.65 is the source of this 4152-nucleotide messenger RNA. RefSeq names its product putative NF-X1 finger transcription factor. Lineage: Eukaryota; Fungi; Ascomycota; Eurotiomycetes; Eurotiales; Aspergillaceae. Gene Ontology annotation, cellular component: nucleus. The record is from RefSeq and is a predicted model, not a curated record. Bases 195 to 3713 code for a protein of 1172 amino acids. The transcript has a single exon. Gene Ontology annotation, biological process: negative regulation of transcription by RNA polymerase II. Gene Ontology annotation, molecular function: RNA polymerase II transcription regulatory region sequence-specific DNA binding; zinc ion binding; DNA-binding transcription factor activity, RNA polymerase II-specific.